This is a messenger RNA of Kazachstania africana CBS 2517, 390 nucleotides long. It is a transcript of the gene MPC1, whose product is annotated as pyruvate transporter MPC1. Lineage: Eukaryota; Fungi; Ascomycota; Saccharomycetes; Saccharomycetales; Saccharomycetaceae. The transcript has a single exon. The record is from RefSeq and is a predicted model, not a curated record. The coding region runs from base 1 to 390 and encodes 129 amino acids. Gene Ontology annotation, cellular component: mitochondrial inner membrane. Gene Ontology annotation, biological process: pyruvate import into mitochondria.
AUGUCUCAACCGGUACAACGUGCAGCUGUACGUUCAGUUCUUCAGAAAUACAUCAACAAAGAGACUUUGAAAUAUGUGUUUACCACCCAUUUUUGGGGUCCAGUUUCUAAUUUCGGUAUUCCAAUUGCUGCGUUGUAUGAUUUAAAGAAGGAUCCAACUCUGAUUUCAGGUCCGAUGACCUUUGCUUUAAUUGCAUAUUCCGGUGUCUUCAUGAAGUAUGCUCUGGCAGUAACACCAAAGAAUUUUCUGCUUUUUGGUUGCCAUUUUGUCAACGAGGCUGCACAAUUAAGUCAAGCUUACAGAUUUAUUGACUUCUCACUGAAAUCUGAUGAACAGAAGGCUGCCAUUCAAAGUAAAUAUGCAGAUGAAGCUGCCAGGAAGGAUUCAUAG